GCGAUCAUACCGUCUUGUUGAUCUACUAUAUAGGUGUCUGUUUAUUAUUUCUCCUAUAGCUUCACGUUUGGUUUGAUAGUAUUUUGUCCCACACCAGGCCGACAAACCAUGGCUCGCAACCAGCCCAACCCCCCGACGCUCAUUUCCUCCCUCAUAACCAGCUUUAUAUUUAUCUACUCGAUCAUCAUCCCCGCGGUCUCCGCAGCGACCUGCAACGGACAAUCGGCCUACUGCGACCGCAAAUACUCGAACAUCACGUACCUCGGCGCGCACGACAGCCCCUUCGUGGGCCCUCUCCCACAACAGAACCAGAACCUCAAUGUAACCGCGCAACUCGACUUCGGCAUCCGCUACCUCCAGGGCCAGACACACAAGGUCGAAGUCGACGACGCCAUCCGCCUGUGCCACACCUCCUGCCUGCUCGAGGACGCCGGGACGCUAGAAGACUUCCUCGUCACGGUCAAGACGUGGCUGGAAAGCCACCCAGACGAGGUGUUGACGCUGCUCCUGACGAACGGCGACGGCCUGCCGGUGUCCAAGUUCGACGAGACCUUCACUGACGCCGACAUCAAGAAGUAUGCGUUCGUGCCGGAGCCGUCCUCGGAGACGCUGCCCAUCGGGUCGUGGCCGACCUUGCAAGAGCUGAUCAGCAAGGGGAAGCGGCUCGUGGUUUUUCUAGACUAUGGUGCCGACGUCAGUACCGUCCCUUAUAUCCUCGAUGAGUUCGCGUACUACUUCGAAACUCCGUUCGGCGUGACCGACAAAACAUUUCCGAACUGCAGCAUCGACCGGCCUCCCGGUGCCAGUGCUGAGGGGCGCAUGUAUGUCGUUAACCAUUUUCUGGAUGUGGAUAUCCUAGGAGUCCUGAUUCCCGACCGUCUUCGUGCUCCGAAGACCAAUGCUGUUUCUGGAGAAGGGAGCAUUGGAGCCCAGACCGAGCUUUGUCGCUCCGAACAUGGCCGAUUGCCCAAUGUGAUUUUGGUGGACUUUGUCGAUCAGGGCCAGGUGAUGAAGGCAGAGAAACAGAUUAACGGAGUUUGAUGCCCGCUUUUGGAUUAAAUGGUUUUAGACGAUACCUCUGGAUGUCGAUUUUCCCGUCACUGGUGGCCAAUUAUUACUCUAACAUUGUUUGAUCGUCGAACUAUAUAUAGAUCAAUCGCAAUCAUGAAUACCCAAGUACAC
Aspergillus steynii IBT 23096 is the source of this 1182-nucleotide messenger RNA. RefSeq lists its product as uncharacterized. The transcript is spliced from 2 exons. The record is from RefSeq and is a predicted model, not a curated record. Gene Ontology annotation, biological process: lipid metabolic process. NCBI's taxonomy places the organism in Eukaryota, Fungi, Ascomycota, Eurotiomycetes, Eurotiales, Aspergillaceae. Gene Ontology annotation, molecular function: phosphoric diester hydrolase activity. The coding region runs from base 109 to 1041 and encodes 310 amino acids.